Molecule: messenger RNA, 1003 nt
Organism: Symbiodinium pilosum
Lineage: Eukaryota; Dinophyceae; Suessiales; Symbiodiniaceae
Source: the annotation of a GenBank genome assembly
ACUUCGCUUGCUGUGGGACGACGUGGAGCUGCCCUACGGCCAGACCUUCUCCCAGCUUGGUAGCCCAACAGACCUGCAGCUCGUGAAGCUCUCCAUGGUGGAGGACUUCGCAGAAGAUCUGUUGCUUGCGGUUGCGCAAGGAGAGGUUUCCAAGGUUGGUGAUAUUUUGGGAAGACCCCAAGAUCCCAACUGCAUGUAUGCAGACGGCCACUCCGUGAUCAGCAAGACCAGCCAACUCGGGAAUGCAGCUAUCCUUCAUUUGCUCCUUCUUGCUGCUGCCGACAUCAACCACACCCUUCCCUGUGGUCGUACAGCCUUGCAUGAAGCUGCAAAGGAGGACUGCGGCGAGGUGGCAAAGCAGCUAAUAGCUGCAGGGGCCCAGAAAGAUCAGACUAACCUCGGAGGGGCCACGCCCUUACACUUCGCAGCUAAUCGGGGUCACGUCCGCAUGGUCCAGAUCUUACUGCAGGCUGGGGCCGACAUGGACAAAACUGACGGACGCGGCCUCACACCCUUGUACGUAGCGGCUGCGCGUGGCUACAACAAAGCAGCCGCCUGUCUGGUCGAAGCCGGUGCAGACAAGGACAAGGCGGAUCUUAGCGGGUUCACCCCCUUGCAUGCUGCAGUUGGCCGCGGCCACGUCGAGAUGACACGCUACCUUGUGAAUGCAGGUGCGAAUAAAGAUGCUGCAAACUUGGCGGGUAUCACUCCAAUGCUGGCCGCGGCAAAGAAAGGCUUUCUUCGCAUGGCACGGGUUUUGAUGGAGGCAGCGGCGGAUGUGAAUCGGGCAGAUGCAGGCGGGGUUACCCCACUGCAGGCAGCAGACGAACGAGGGCAUGCUGAAAUCGUGGAACUCUUGUUGGAAGCCGGUGCUGAUCCGAUUCACUUGAGCCAGAGCAAGCCUCCCGCGGAAGCGUGGCCCGCGGGCACUGUUCAGGAGACAUGUCACGCUGAGGACAUGGUGUGCCAAAAGCGCCCGCGAUACCAUGCUGCGACCAUUUAA